Messenger RNA from Erythranthe guttata (spotted monkey flower), 1437 nucleotides. NCBI's taxonomy places the organism in Eukaryota, Viridiplantae, Streptophyta, Magnoliopsida, Lamiales, Phrymaceae. The record is from RefSeq and is a predicted model, not a curated record.
UCUCCGUCACCUCCACCACCAUAUAUUUAUAAGUCUCCACCACCACAUUCACCUUCUCCACCUCCUCCUUAUGUCUAUAAAUCACCACCACCACCAUCUCCUUCUCCACCACCACCGUACGUAUAUAAAUCUCCACCACCACCUUCACCUUCUCCACCACCACUGUACGUGUAUAAAUCACCACCGCCACCUUCCCCUUCUCCACCACCACCGUAUGUUUACAAGUCUCCACCACCACCUUUGCCUUCACCGCCACCACCGUAUGUCUAUAAGUCUCCACCACCACCGGGGAAAUCUCCGCCACCACCAUAUCAUUACACAUCACCACCACCGCCGGUGAAGUCUCCACCGCCUCCUUAUUACUACACUUUUCCACCACCACCGGUGAAGUCUCCAACGCCUCCUUAUUACUACACUUCUCCACCACCACCGGUGAAGUCUCCACCGCCUCCUUAUUACUACACUUCUCCACCACCACCGGUGAAAUCUCCACCACCACCAUACUACUACACAUCACCACCACCACCGGUGAAGUCUCCACCACCUCCUUAUUACUACACUUCUCCACCACCACCGGUGAAGUCUCCACCACCCCCAUACUACUACACAUCACCACCACCACCGGUGAAGUCUCCACCUCCUCCAUAUUACUACACAUCUCCGCCACCACAGGUGAAGUCACCACCACAACCACCACCGUACCACUACACAUCUCCACCACCGCCGGUGAAGUCGCAACCUGCACCGUACUACUACACAUCACCUCCACCACCGGUUCAUCAUCACUACCCACCUCACCACCAAUUGGUCGUUAAGGUGACCGGAAAAGUGUACUGUUAUAGGUGCUAUGAUUGGACAUACCCAUCGAAGUCUCAUAACAAGAAACAUCUCAAAGGUAUACACCAAAAUUCCUAUAAUCUUUUCCCAACUCUUUCAAUAUAUUUUGGUCAUUUGAAAUAUUCUACCGAUUAACAUGGUUGUAAUAAUAAAUUUUAAACCGCGUGGAUCAGGUGCCGUCGUGGAGGUCACAUGCAAAGUAGGAGACAAAGAAAUAGUGGCAUAUGGCAAAACAAAGAGCAAUGGGAAAUACAGCAUUCCAGUAAAAGGAUUAGAGUAUGGUAAAUAUAGAGCAAAGGCAUGCAAAGCCAAACUUCAUGCACCACCAAAGGGGUCAAAAUGCAAUAUCCCAACAAAUCUUCAUUGGGGAAAGAAAGGAGCCGAUCUCAAAGUGAAGUCAAAAACUAAAUAUGGAGUUGUGCUUUAUGCCAAACCAUUUGCUUAUGCACCCAAAACUCCUUAUGGAGAGUGUAGCAAGCCCAAGCCAAGCCCUACUCAUUACUACUACAAAUCUCCACCACCUCCCACUCCGACUUAUGUCUACAAGUCACCCCCACCUUCUGCACCAACUUACGUCUACAAAUCACCCCCACCCCCAAC